Molecule: messenger RNA, 699 nt
Organism: Saccostrea cuccullata (small rock oyster)
Lineage: Eukaryota; Metazoa; Mollusca; Bivalvia; Ostreida; Ostreidae
Product: large ribosomal subunit protein bL20-like
Exons: 5
Coding region: 57-596 (179 amino acids)
Biological process (GO): translation; ribosomal large subunit assembly
Cellular component (GO): mitochondrial ribosome
Molecular function (GO): structural constituent of ribosome; rRNA binding
Source: RefSeq, a predicted model, not a curated record
UUCGACAAAGUGAAAGUACAAAUACCCUUGCGAAACGUGCUUGUCUGUUGUCAAACAUGGUUUUCCUAUCUCGUCAAGUUUAUGCUCGACUCUUUCGCCUUCGGAGAAUGCAUGAAGGAGUUCCUCAUCCAGAUCGCACGAACAAAAAGAAUUUUAUAUUUAGGCUGACAUGGCAUUUUUAUGGUAGAAGAAGAAACUGUUAUGCCAUAGCUGUCCGUGCAGCUCAGAAGAUGUUACAAAGAGUCACAAGAACACGAAAACAAAAGAAACUGGAUAUGAAAGAGAUGUGGAUACAGCGCCUCUCAGCAGCUCUAGCAGAACAUGACAUGGAGUAUGUUCCCUUUAUGUCCGUGCUAGCUGAGUCAGAUGUUCAGCUAAACAAGAAGGUUUUACAUGACAUUUGUAUAUAUGAACCAAGAACAUUCCAGGGAUUGGUUGAGUUUGCCAAACAGCGACACCAGGAGAUGGGACUUUAUGACGCCAUAGCACCCGUCCCCGAGGGAAUCAUGACACGAUCCAUGUACGAGAAAAUGGAAAAAGAAAAGACAAAACGGGAGAUUCGCAGAGAGAAACUGGGGAAAAAGAUGUUAAAAUGAACAUGUGCUUUUAAAAAGAUAGAGACUUCUUUUACAGUGAAAUUCAAGUUUAUGUGUUCAGUGAAAGGCAUAGAGCCAGGGGAUUAUAAAAAAUCUGCAACUG